AUGUGGGAAGUGUUUAUUCACACUAACAGACUCUCUUUAUUCUCUCAAUUCUUUUCAUUCCCAAGGGCUUUUCGAAUAUACGUUACCACUUCCAUACCGGUAAUACCAUCCGCUCCGUGCCGCAGUCUAGAUCCAUCAGAUAUGCUGCCGGCAGAUCCCCAGCCUGGGCCCAUACUGAGGGCCGAAGAGUCUCAGAAAGCUGUAGAAACCACGAAAGAGCCGAUCUCGAGCGAAAACGAUAUGGAUGAAGUUGACCUCAAUAGCAAUGACAAUGUAGCAGGGAUUGGUGCCGAGAAUGGCAAAAUUCCGGAUGAAACAGAGACAGAACCGACUCAGACCGACGAUGAUGACAGCAAAUCACAUUCAUCAGAACAAAAUAACAAAAAGACUUUAGAAAAAACUCCAGAAGUUACAAAUCAGACAAGUGAGCAAUCAGAUCCAGUAAAGUCAGAGCAAAAUACCGUCAAUGGCUCGGCAGAUGUAGAAACCGCCACGAAAACAGAGUCAGAUACAGUGACCAACGGAGAUGUAGUUCCUCCAGAAUCUGAAUCUAAUGGUGGAACUCAAUCUGAUGGUCAGGAACAAGCAGAAGUACAAUCAGAAUCUCAUGAACAAUCUCAAAAUGAAUCCCAGAUUCAAUCUGAGGCUCAAUCGGAAGCCCAUACUCGUCAACAUUCAGUCGUGUCUAUUGCAUCUGCGACAAAUGCAGCCACUGUGGACAAUAUCAAGAUCUUCAAGAAUACGUUCGAAGAAAUUGUCAACUCCAAAGAAGCCAAGAAGAAUGCUGGCUUAAAGGAGUCUGUGCAGAAGGCAUUGGAUUCUCUCAAUAACGCCCAAUCGAGGGAUGCUCAUUUGAUCUUUGAUGCCUUGAAGGAAACGUGCGAGAAGUCUAAUAGCAACGAGUUGAAAGCCAAGGCUAUUGAUCUCUUUGCAAAAUUGUUUGAUUAUGCCCAGUUCAAUGAUGAAAACGAUAAGGCUCAUUUGACGGAAAGCUCUGUGAACGUGAUUUCGUCAUGCUUUUUGGGCGAGGGCACCGAUCCAGACGUGGAAUUACAAGUAGUUCGCGCUCUUAUGCACAGCAUAGUGUUGAUGCCGUGUCAUGGAGCUCCAUUGUUAAAGGCGGUGAGACUGAUCUACAAUGUGUUCAUCUUCUCUUUGUCCACGAGGAACCAAGCAGUGGCCCAAGGGAUCUUGAACCAAGUCAUUCGAGCCAUUUUCCAGCGAAUCACGGACUCUGGUAUCUAUAAGAAUAAGCAUAAUAGAUCUGUUUCGAAUUCCAAACUCGCAUUCAGAUCCCCUAGUAAAGACGACUUUGCUACUCCAAUUGACGACAGCAGAGAGAAACUUACGUUGAAGAAUUUGGAGAAGUUGAACGACGACGUCGAAGACAACGACAGAGUCGACGAAGCCAACAAUGCAUCCGAGCUGGAUGAAGAUUUGGUGGUUAAGGAUGCUUUUUUAAUUUUCAGAGCCAUGUGCAAGUUGUCUGUAAAGGACCUUGAUUCUGAGACUAUAGACAUGAAAUCUCACACUGUCAGAUCCAAAAUGUUGUCUUUACAUAUCAUCCACACCAUCUUGAAGGACCACAUAGAGAUAUUCUUGAGCCAUGAUGUGGUGAUAUUGUCAUCCAACUCUGCUGAGCAGACCAGACUUAUCAAUGCCGUUAGACAGUAUGUAUGUCUUUCAUUGUCGAGAAAUGCUGCCUCACCUUUAGCUCCUGUUUUUGAGAUUUCGUUAGAAAUCUUCUGGUUGAUCAUCUCCAACUUGAGAUCAGAGUUCAAACGUGAAAUUCCUGUUUUUUGGGAUGAGAUAUACUUCCCUGUUGCAGAGAUGAGAACGUCUACUCCUCAUCAAAAGCGAUAUUUAUUAUCUAUUGUUGAGAGAUUGUGCAACGAUUCCAGAUGCAUCAUUGAGUUCUAUCUCAAUUAUGACUGUGACAGCACGAUGCCUAAUAUCUGCGAGAAGACUAUUGAGCUUUUGACGAAGUUGUCGUUAGCCAUUGUAGAAGUAACUGCUCAACAAAGGCAGGCAUACCGCGAGAAUCGUAGAAUGGGCAUUUCUGUGUACAACAUCGACAAGAUUGCCAACUUGACCAGUAGCACGAUGUCAUCCAAACCUCCAGAACCAGACAUCUACAACCAUUUUCCUUUGGAGUAUGCCUUGAAGAUGACGUCUAUCAACUGUUCUGUAGCAUUUUUAAGAUCGUUGUACUCCUGGGCGCAAAAAGGAAUCAACAAUGGUACCAGUAGAACGCUUGCUUCGAGCCAGAACGGUUCACAGGCUGCCCUCAAUAGAAAGAGGUCAGGCACAGUGGACUCUGCCAACUCCACUUUGAACAACUCUAGAAACGCUUCUUUUGUAAACUCCAGCGAGCAAUACAGUGAAUCUGAUGACCCCGAACAGUUUGAAAACUUGAAGCAAAGAAAAAAGGCCUUUUUAGAAGGUAUCAGGCAAUUCAACCAGAAAGCCAAGAAGGGCAUAAAGUAUUUUCUCGAACACAAAUUUAUUGACUCGGAUAGUCCUGAAGAUAUCUCUAAGUUCUUAUUGGGAACCGAAGGCUUGGACAAGAGCGUUAUUGGCGAAUAUUUGGGAGAAGGUGACGAAAGGAAUAUCGCCAUAAUGCAUGCAUUCGUAGAACAGAUGGAAUUUUCGAACUCGGGUUUUGUAGAUGCCAUGAGGAGGUUCUUGCAAUCGUUCAGAUUGCCUGGAGAAGCACAAAAGAUCGAUAGAUUCAUGUUGAAAUUUGCCGAAAGAUAUGUGUUAGGUAAUCCAACUCUUUACGCCAACGCCGAUACUGCUUAUGUUUUGGCUUAUUCUGUCAUUUUGUUGAACACAGAUUUACAUUCUCCACAAGUGAAAGUGAGAAUGUCUGUGGAAAACUUCAUAGCCAACAAUGCUGGUAUAGACGAUGGUAAAGACUUGCCUCUGGACUACUUGGUGAAGAUUUACAACGAGAUACAGUCCAACGAGAUCAAGUUGCAGUCUGAGCAGCAUGCUGCUCUCUUAGCUGGUGAUAUCAGUAUCAGUGUGUCUACACCUUCUGUAGGUUUAUUCAGUGGUCGCGACUUGAAUCGUGAAGCCUAUAUCCACGCCUCUAAAGAGAUGUCAACCAAGACCGAGAAGUUGAUGAGAAACUUGGGUAAAAGAUUAAAGUCCGAUGACUCCAAUGGUGUCUUUUAUUCUGCAUCACAUGUAGAUCAUGUUAAGUCAAUUUUCGACACGCUCUGGAUGUCAAUUUUGGCUGGAUUAACACCUCCCUUCAAAGAAUAUGAUGAAGAGGAUGUUACUAAUGCCUGUUUAGAAGGUAUCAAGUUAUCGAUUCGAAUUGCUUGCAUGUUCGACUUGUACCACGCCAAGGAAUCCUUCAUUGGUGCACUUCUUCAGUUUGAAAAUUUGCACAACUAUCAGGAAAUGAAGGCAAAGAGUGUAGAGGCUAUCUACAUCAUGUUGGAUCUAGCUGUUACUGAAGGCAACAAACUCACAGAUUCAUGGAACCAGAUAUUAACUUCAAUUUCACAAUUGGAGAGAUUGCAAUUGAUUGCUCAGGGUGUUGACCAGGCUUCGAUUCCAGAUGUGUCUACUGCCAAACUUGUAAACCGAGGAUCUGUUGAAGCUUCUAGAGUUAGCACUAGUUUUUUUAGUCUGUUUACUACGGUGACAACUGCUUCUCAGACAGCUUCCAACAAGUUCCAUAACCAACACUUGUCUCCGUACGUUGCGCAGUUGUUAACUAAGACCGAGUUGGACGUAGCUAUAGACAAAGUGUUUACCAACAGUGUCAAUUUGACUGGUUCCAGUAUUGUAGAUUUCGUGAGUGCGUUGUCUGAAGUUGUUAAGGAAGAAAUCGAAUCUUCUGGACAAAGCAGCAACCCAAGAACCUUUGCGUUGCAGAAGGUGGUUGACAUUUGCUACUACAAUAUGAGCCGUGUUCGUUUUGAAUGGACACAAUUGUGGAACAUCAUUGGCGAAACCUUCAACGCUGUGGGCUGUCACAGUAAUCUGGCUAUUUCAUUUUUUGCUUUGGAUUCUUUGAGACAGUUGUCGAUGAGAUUUUUGGAAAUUGAAGAGUUGGCCCACUUUAAGUUCCAGAAGGAGUUCUUGAAGCCUUUCGAACAUGUCAUAAUAUACAAUGACUCGUUGGAGGUGAAGGAUAUGGUAUUGGAAUGUAUCAACAAUAUGAUUCUAGCUCGUGCCCGACAAAUCAAAUCUGGUUGGAAGACCAUCUUUGGAGUACUCACAUCAGCAGCUAAAGAAAACAAGGAGAGUUUAGUGAUGAAAUCUUACAAGAUGGCCAACUGGAUUAACAAGGAGUUCAUUGGUGAAGUCCAUGCUCAGGAUUCAUUUGCUAAUUUAGUGAUCUGUUUCACGGAAUUGGCCAAGAACGAACGCUUCCAAAGAGUGAGUUUGCUAUCACUUGAUGUUUUGCUGAAAUUGAUCAACCAGAUUGCACAAUCAAGCUUUGGUAACGACGAAUUGAAAAAGACAGAAGCCAAUGGCAAAGAAGACACCGUCAGCAAGAACGAUAGAUUGGUCAAGGUGUGGUUUCCAGUUCUCUUCGGUUUCCAUGACAUUAUCAUGACUGGAGAAGAGUUGGAAGUAAGAUCUCGGGCAUUGAAUUAUUUGUUUGAUAUUCUCAUGAGGUAUGGGGAGUACUUUGAAGAUGAGUUCUGGGACAAGAUCUGUCGUCAAUUACUUUUCCCUAUCUUCAGCGUUUUGAGUAAUCAUUGGGAAGUUAGUCUUGAAGAUUCUAACGACAAGCUUUCUGUUUGGUUAUCCACUACAUUGAUCCAGGCUUUGAAGAGUAUGAUGUCGUUGUUCACACACUAUUUUGAUCCUUUGAGCAGAAUGCUUGACGAGUACUUGAACUUGAUAAUUUCUUGUAUCUGUCAAGAAAACGACACAAUAGCCAGAAUCGGAAGAGAAUGUAUGUCGACGUUAUUGAAAGAAAACGCUACAAGAUUCACUGAUGAACAUUGGAUCCACAUUUCUGGAGCGUUUACCAACUUGUUUGAUUUGACUACAGCUAAGGAAUUGUUCACUUCCGAUCCAUUGCUUAACCGUGUGAGAUCACAAGAUCACGAGAACGGCGAUGUUGGAUCUCAAGUGGAUUUGGACGACCCACAAUCACCCAAGAAAACAUUGAUAGAUGAUGCGGAGGCCAGAUUGAAGAAAUCGAGAGAAAAAUCGUCAAUUGUCGUCAAGAGUGUUUUGCAAUUGCUUUUGAUUCAAACCUUGUCUGAAUUGUUCGAAAGUGAAAACUUCUACGAAGCUAUUCCCUACACUCAUUUGAUCAAGAUAGCGUUCCUCUUGAACUCGAGUUAUACAUUUGCUCGCACAUUCAACGACGACUAUGACUUGCGGGUUCGUUUGUGGAAUGCUGGUGUUAUCGAGAGGUUACCCAACUUGUUGAAGCAGGAGUCUUCGUCUUCUGCCGUUUUCAUUAACAUCAUGUUCAAGAUGUAUUGUGAUGAUGACAAGACAGAUGCUUCAGCAAAGAAGACAAUAAUGGAGUCGAUCAUUCCAUUGUGUAAUAUAAUUACUGAGAGAUAUGCUGAUUUUGACGAGAACAACCAACAGAGAAACAUCACCACUUGGAAGCCGGUCAUUGUUGAGAUUUUCCACGGCUACGUAGAGUUGGAUGACGAAGACUUUGUUGAACAUGCUCCUACAAUGUACAAGUUGUCGUUGAAAUUGUUUACGAAGAAUAUGACAGCAGAUUUGAGACAGCUGGUGAGGGCAUUCUUGUCGAGAGUUGGCGAUGAGUUCAUAGACAAGGUUGCUACUACCAAUUAG
Molecule: messenger RNA, 5793 nt
Organism: Scheffersomyces stipitis CBS 6054
Lineage: Eukaryota; Fungi; Ascomycota; Pichiomycetes; Serinales; Debaryomycetaceae
Gene: SEC7
Product: Arf family guanine nucleotide exchange factor
Exons: 1
Coding region: 1-5793 (1930 amino acids)
Biological process (GO): regulation of ARF protein signal transduction
Molecular function (GO): guanyl-nucleotide exchange factor activity
Source: RefSeq, a predicted model, not a curated record